UGGGGAACUGAGACGUACGGGACGAGGAGCAAUGGCAGAGGGCUCGUCCCCAGAGAGGGUCGCCGGACGCCCCGCCUAGGGUGGCAGUGGGAUCCCUUAGCUUCAGGAUUCUUCAUCGGACUCUCCUGGGACUACUUAAGAUUUGGCUCCUUGCUAUGGAACACCUCCGAAUCUUUCCUUCUCGUAGCUGGACGCAUCCUUAGGGUCCUGAAACAGGCCCUGCAGCCCAGCUCUCACGGUUUUAGGGACACUCAGCCAGCCACAGCUGGAUCCACCUGGGGCCCGGCAGGCAGUGUCCUUGACCCCUAGAUGAUCUGCCCGGUUCCCUACACAAGGAGUCAGGAAAGUCUGCCCUCCAGUCUGCCGCUGCUAAGGGUCAUCUCUUCCUUUCUGGGGAGUCGCCACGCGCACAUUGACCGCUGGCAUUGGUCUGUGCUGUAUUCCCUUGAGUCGUCUCUCUUGUCUUCGGGUGGCUGCAAAUCCGGAUAAGUUUUUCCCAGCGCUGAACACUUGGGUUCCCGGGAGGAGCUUUCUUGUGGUCUCUGUGGACAACUGAUCCCUGAUGCUGCCUUUGUUUAAAGACCAAGACAUUUUGUUGUGCUGCUAUCCCAGCCUGUGAUUUCUGCUGCUGUUGUCACAAAAAGGCAAUGCCAACUUCAGCAGUCUUAAGCCCGGUGUGAAACUUUCGUGUGUAUUUACUCACACCCCACCACACCCCCCAUUUGUAGAGAUGUCUGGGGCUGGCCCUUCCUCUGGAUUUGCAGGAAGCGUGGAGAAUGGAACUUUUCUGGAGCUGUUUCCCACAUCGUUAUCCACAUCGGUAGACCCGUCCUCGGGCCACCUCUCCAAUGUCUACAUCUAUGUGUCCAUAUUCCUCAGCCUCCUGGCCUUCCUGCUUCUGCUGUUAAUCAUUGCUCUCCAGAGGCUGAAAAAUAUCAUCUCCUCCAGUUCCUCCUACCCGGAGUACCCAAGUGAUGCUGGGAGCUCUUUCACCAAUUUGGAAGUCUGCAGCAUCUCCUCUCAGAGGUCUACCUUUUCAAACCUCUCGUCAUGAAGAAAAUGGAAGAAUAGUCCGAGUGAGCACGGCUUUGGUUUCUCCACACAGAAGGGACUGCUGCACGACAAAAAUGACUCUCCGGGUAGACCGGCUUUCCUCUUCCAUUUUUUAUUUCUUUUCUGCUCGGGAUGUGCUCCAUUUGUGAGAGGAGAGGCCAAUGCUGACAGAAAUAUAGGUAAACACUGAAGUGUGGGAUUCUGCCCAAAGCUCUUGGCCAACAUGGAGGCUGGUGAGCAGCACUCUACUGGACGGCACAGACUCAGCUGAGGACUGCUGGGGAUGCUAGUUAGAGGUCUUUCACUCUGCCGCUUCCCAAGCCCUGGGACUACCUGAGCCAGCAGAAAUGUAAAAAACAACAACAAAAAACAAGGAGACUAUUCAGAAGAUAUUUUC
Messenger RNA from Onychomys torridus (southern grasshopper mouse), 1450 nucleotides. It is a transcript of the gene Sertm1, whose product is annotated as serine rich and transmembrane domain containing 1. Lineage: Eukaryota; Metazoa; Chordata; Mammalia; Rodentia; Cricetidae. The transcript has 3 exons. Bases 731 to 1054 code for a protein of 107 amino acids. The record is from RefSeq and is a predicted model, not a curated record. Gene Ontology annotation, cellular component: intracellular membrane-bounded organelle.